Messenger RNA from Mixia osmundae IAM 14324, 891 nucleotides. RefSeq lists its product as uncharacterized. The record is from RefSeq and is a predicted model, not a curated record. Gene Ontology annotation, molecular function: aspartic-type endopeptidase activity. The coding region runs from base 1 to 891 and encodes 296 amino acids. The transcript is spliced from 3 exons. Gene Ontology annotation, biological process: proteolysis. NCBI's taxonomy places the organism in Eukaryota, Fungi, Basidiomycota, Mixiomycetes, Mixiales, Mixiaceae.
AUGAAAAGUUUGCUCGUCCUGUCGCUGGUCUGCGCUCUGUUCCAUGCACAUGCUCACAAAGUCAGCCUGCGUGCUGUCGAACGCAUGCGUGACUUGCAAGCAGGCGAAUUGGUUGCAACGCCUAUGUCAUAUCUAGAGCACUACUAUCUCUUGAACAUCAACGUCGGGCGAUACACUACUGACGAACACUCUUACACCUUGCUCGUCGAUACUGGCAGCUCUAUCACGUUCUUUGGCACGAAUCCUGCUCGACCAUACGUAGCGAGUGCUAGCCAGAUCAAAUCUGAUGCGACAUUUGCUCAGACGUUCUUCACUGGUGAAAAGGUUGCAGGGACGUGGACCGAAAUUGCGCCUGGCCUGGUCAUCCCCAACACUGACUUUGGCGUCGUCACAAAGGCUGGCACAACGAGCUUAACCACAACGAACGAGGGUAUCUUCGCAUUGGGCCGACAAGGAGGCGCCAUGGUCGAGACAGGACGGACCACAUGCGAAGCCUGCAGGACUUGGAUGUAUUCCGCGGUCGAAGAGGGCCUGUUGUGGGGCAACGUCAUCACUAUCGAUCUCGCAGAGCCAGCUUUGACUUUCGGUCGCGUCAAUCUAGAGCAUGCGAGCGGUACGCCCGUCUAUGUUCCCUGCGUCAAACAGAGCCAUUGGGCGAUACGCGCCAGCAUACCUCAGAUCGGCUUCGCUGGCCUAUCGGUCGUCGAUACGGGGUCACCCUUCCUGACGCUUUCAGAUGCGGAUAUGCAGGCCCUCAUGCGUCGCAUACCGGGCUCGAAGAUUGAGCCUGUCAAUAGUGUUCUGCUUGUUCCGGUAGCUCACGUGCUGCAGCCGCUCACGAUCAUCGUGCAUAUCUCGCAGUCGGUCGCAGACGCCUGGCUGAUGCAAUAA